Molecule: messenger RNA, 1584 nt
Organism: Penicillium waksmanii
Lineage: Eukaryota; Fungi; Ascomycota; Eurotiomycetes; Eurotiales; Aspergillaceae
Product: sugar porter family MFS transporter
Exons: 5
Biological process (GO): transmembrane transport; carbohydrate transport
Cellular component (GO): membrane
Molecular function (GO): carbohydrate:proton symporter activity
Source: RefSeq, a predicted model, not a curated record
AUGCCAGGAGUUGUCGCUGAUUCAGCGAUGGCUGGUAAUCAUGCUAUCGAAUAUGGACCAGCCGGAUACAAGGGAUUUCUCAAAGAGAUCCGAAUCUUUGGUCUGGCAUGUUUUGCCACGAUUGGAGGCUUUCUCUUCGGCUACGACCAAGGAAUCAUUUCCGGCGUGCUGGUCAUGCAUAGCUUUAAAACUCAUUUUCCCAAUCUUUCCUCCGACGCCGCCCUCGAAGGAUGGGUCGUUUCGAUUAUGACACUCGGUGCUAUGGUUGGCGCCUUCAUCAACGGGCCCAUAUCGGACCGCUUCUCUAGACGUUGGUCAAUUUUGAUCGCGAAUAUAAUCUUUCUGAUCGGUUCCGCGAUACAGGCUGCAGCAGAGAAUGUUGCCAUGUUAUUUGUUGGCCGAUUCAUCUUCGGCGUGGGUGUUGGUAUGUUGGCAAUGGUUUGUCCGCUUUACCUUUCUGAGCUUGCGCCUCCAAAUAUUCGAGGAUCUCUGGUGGCGUUGCAGCAGCUAUCUAUCACAUUUGGUAUCAUGACAAGCUUUUGGAUCAACUAUGGAACUCAAUAUAUUGGGGGCACGGGUGUUGGUCAAAGCCAGGCUGCUUGGAGACUUCCACUUGCGCUCCAGUGCUUUCCAUCUAUAAUUCUUGCAACCGGCACAUUUUUUUUGCCAUAUAGUCCACGAUGGUUGAUGAAUCAGGGCCGUGAAGAUGAAGCGCUACAUACCUUAGUAAAGCUGCGACGCGUCCCCGAGACAGACCAUCGUUUACAAACAGAGUUCCUCGAGAUCAAAGCAGCCCGCAUGUUUGACCAACAAACUAAAGACGAGAAGUAUGGCAAAGACUCAUCCCGAUUUCUUGUUGCGCUGCAAGAAUACAAGGAACUCUUCGUCGCACCUCAUCUGAGAAGGAGAACUAUGGUUGCAUGUCUUUUACAAGUGAUUCAACAAUUUACGGGCAUCAAUGCUAUAAUUUACUACGCACCUCAAUUCUUUGAAGCAAUCGGACUCAGCGGAAACUCGGUCAACCUCCUAGCCACAGGAGUUGUGGGUAUUGUCUUCUUCCUUUCUACCAUCCCCGCGGUCAUGUAUCUGGACAGAUGGGGCCGAAGGAAGACAUUGAUGUAUGGUGCCACCGGAAUGUCUAUCGCGCAAUUAACCGUAGCUACUUUGUACGCCGUGUACAAAGACACCUUUAGCUCGCAUCCUUCCGCAGGUUGGACCGCCUGCGUAUUUGUGUGGGUGUAUAUUGGCACAUUCGCCUUUUCCAUCGCCUGUGUUAAUUGGAUCAUGCCUUCUGAAAUGUUCCCACCUGCGAUCCGAGGUAAGGCCGUUGGACUUGCAAUCGCAUUCAACUACCUUUCCAAUUUUAUCGUUGCAUUGAUCACUCCGCGCAUGCUGGAGAGCAUUACUUUUGGUACAUUCUACUUCUUCUUGGUUUUCUGCCUUGUUCUGGGAGUUUGGACGUACUUCUGUGUUCCUGAGACGAAAGGGGUACCGAUCGAAGAAAUGGACAAACUAUUUGGCGGUAAUGACGGCGAGGGAGAUCUGCGGAGGAUUGCCGAAAUCCGUGAACAGCUUGGAAUGGGA